AUCACCACUUCAACUAAUUUUUUACUAAGAACCUGUGUUAGUUUUAAAACCAGAAAACUUUUUUUUUUAAUAAAAAAUAUAAAUAAGAUUAGCCACCAGGAAAAAGGAGUCAGGAAGGGAUUUUCUAAGUGUCUGUAUGUCUCUGACCCACCAAUCCUAUGAGAGGUGAGCCAGAAGUCACCCCUAGGAGGCAGACCUGGAUUGUCACUGAAAAGAAGAGAUGCUCUCAGUGGCCACUGUUAAGUUCCAUAGCCACUCUCCCCAAGCUAGUGUGGGAGACAGUGCACAAUUAUCCUGUUUUUUUCUUCCAGGGGUCUGAAGCUCCAUGUAGUUUCUCUCAGACACAUUAUACUGAGGCUUUCACUGAUUCCCCCAAAGCACUUUUUCCAGGGAAUUCAAUGAGAUGGAGCAAAGCCUAGAAGUUUAAGGCAGGAUCUAGCGUCUCAGACCUGGGGCUGAACACUGGCUCCAUCACUUAUAGCUGAGGGAAUUGGGAACCAUAACCUGCCUCAAUUUCCUUAUCUGUAAAAUGGGGGCAUAAAAGCAUCCAAUUUAGCAUUAUUAUGAGGAAUACUUGAUUUUAUCUGGGUAAAGAGCACCUGCAAAUAGGAAGUACCUAAUAAAUUAUUAAUUCUAAUACAUUGCUUGAUAAGGGGCAUGCAACUUAGUAUAGAAUUGUGAAUUAAAGGAUAAAAGAAUGAAUUUGGAUAGACAUUCAAGAAAUAUAAUUAGGUGGAAAAGAAGUUUCAGAAUAAUAGAUGGAGUAGGACUCCCUUUUAUAAAUGUAUAUUUGUAUGUCUAUGUGUAUAUAACAUCAUCUGGAAGCAUUUUUUUUUUUCAGGUGAGGAAUGAGUUGGCCAUUUGUAGAAGUGACCCAGGAGAAUAUCUUUUAUAUCCAGUUGAGUGUUUCAGUUCACCAUAGAAAGAAACACAAGCGAGAGGAGGAGGAGGAUGAUUGUCCAGUAAGAAAGAAAAGGCUAACUGAAGCAGGGCUCUGUGCUGGUCCUAAUGACUGGAUUCUUUGUGCACAUCAGGAUAUAGAGGGUCAUGGAGUAAAUCCGUGCACUAGUGGCCUUUCUGCACCUGGCAUGUUAGAUGUUAUUUGUGAAGAGAUGGAUCAGACAACGGGAGAACCACAGUGUGAAGUUGCCCGAAGGAGGCUUCAGGAAAUUGAGGACAGAAUAAUUGACGAAGAUGAAGAAGUUGAAGCUGACAGAAAUAUUAACCAUCUUCCCAGCCUUGUCCUUUCUGAUACCAUGAAAACAGGUUUGAAGAGGGAAUUUGAUGAAGUCUUUACAAAGAAAAUGAUUGAGUCCAUGAGCCGUCCUUCCAUGGAGCUUGUGCUCUGGAAACCUCUCCCUGAACUCCUUUCUGAUAAGCCAAAGCCAUCAUCUAAUGCUAAGAACUACACAGGAGAGAGCCAAACUAAACAUGCAGCUGCUGUCACUGCCUUCCCUCAAAGAACUGAACUAAUCUUGGAACCUCGACAAACAGGGUUGCCUGUUUACACUAGUUUGGAGACAGCUGCUUGCACAGAAGAAGAGAUGGAACUCUAGACACCAGUUUCUGUACUAAAGUUGUCAAAUUUUAGAAGGCUUAUGUGUUCAGUCAUGAGCCUGCUUGUACAGUAUAGGGACUUGAAAGUUUUGAAACGGGUGUAAUAUCUCCACCUGUGAUUUGGGGUGGGACUCUCAUUUUGGGUAGCCAUUUCUUGAAUUCAACUUUUGCCAAGGAAACUUGUCUCAAGAGAAAAGCAGUUUUCUAGGGGUCUUAUUAAAGGAAUAAGGAGUACAUUCUGCAAAGUCAAGUAUAGAAGCUAUAUGUGUAAGCAUGACUUUUAAGUCAUCUGUCACAUUGUAUCAUUCAGAUACUUGAGUUGAAAAAGGUGCAUUAAGAAAGUAGGAUGUUCUCCUCCUAUGUGUACUUUGACAGUCGAGCCACAACUUCAUCUGUAGAUAUGAGCUCUGUUUACAGUGGUGACCAAAUAUGAUUGGGGAGAAGGAGGAAGGAGGCAGUAGCUUAAGCCUAUGCUGGGGAAAUUAACAGAGGCUCUGAAACCUGUAUAUUAGUUGUCAGUUCAGUGUAGCUAUAUUGAUUAAAUAGCCAGUAGCAUUGUGGCUCCCCUUUUUGCCUCUGAAAAUGCAAUGAAAAAUAGAAAGAAAAGGUUUUUCCCUUGAGGCUCUUUUGUGUGCUACUGUUGCUCCUUGGUUUCCCUUGCAUAAUCGAUAAGCCCAGCUAUUCAGUAAUGUUUACAGCUUAAUUAACUUUGAGUGAUAGUUUAAAAGGUUGUGAGGUAAACCAUGUGCGAAUUGGCUCUGGGAGAAGCAUCCCUCAGGUAAUCCCGGGGCAGUGCUAUAUCAGCUAAGCCCAGCAUGUAACUUCUGUAGUUAAAAAAAGUUGUGCCUGCAUAAGCAAGUUAAGUUUUUUAAUGUUGAUUUAGAAAACAGUGACUGAAUAAUUAGCUGAGCACAUAUGGGCAAGUGACAUUGAGAUUUACUGAAAUAGCCAGUUUGCCUGUUGUUUCAACUAUGGUGCAGUAAGCCUAAAAGUUAGUAGAGAAUAGCUUCCUGCUAGCAGGAAAUCUUCAUCUUGAGGACCUUACCCAGGCUCAAGGCGUCCUCUAAGGGUAACCAGGAUUGAAGUUUUUUAUUUCUCAGGAAGAGCUCUUCUGUGUGGCAAGGACUCAGUAGUACGAAGUAAAAUGACAAUUUCUUUAGUGCUACAGAAUAUCCACUAUAACUUAUUGAGUGUAAUACUAGCUCUUUUAUCAGACAAUGGGAGACCACCCCAGUUCUUUCUGUUUUGUUUUCUGGGUUUCUUUUGCCUUUGUUGGAAUCAGAUACCUUGUGUAGAAAACAUGGUUUAUGCCAUGUAGAGGUGACUUUAGGAGGCAGCUCCCAGGCAAUUUUGAAACCCAUGCCGAAGUCCCUCCCCUUUUUACAGAUGGCAUAGAAGUCACAAGUCUACUGACUGUUUCUUCUCCUGCCUGUUGUUCCUGCUUUCUCUAUUUCUGUCUGGAUAGUCAGGAAAAAGAUUUAAUGUUUAAUAUUUAAACAAAAUAUUUAAUGUCUACACAGUAAAAUUAUUCAAACUUCAAACCAGUAUUGAAACAGUUGGAAACCAGCUAAUAGUUUCUUAAUCUCAGAUUUAGAGAUGAAUGUAAACUGUAUUCUGUUGAAAUGUGCAAGUGUUUGAUUCAUGCCGUUUAAAAAACUCCUGCCUCUAGGUAAUUGUUAAUGGGACCAACUUGUAAAGUUUGUAGCCUUAAAGAAACCUCCAUGCAUUUGUUCUGCUACAGCUCAAAAACAUGAAGUGACUGCCUGGAAUUUAGAGUUAGUCCCUGUGUUCAGGUGAAGGAGAAGGUGACAGCUUUCCGAAGGACCCAAGCACACUAACACUGUCUUCUAUAGGGAUUGUUGGGCAGGCCUGGGAUCCAGGUCUGUACAGUGAACAGGAGGAAAGAAGAGCUCUGAAACAAGGCUCAGAUACCACGGAUAUAUGUAGGAGAGAACUAAUAAGAUCUGUUAAUUAAGAUCCAAGCAGAACUUGUUUCAGGAGUCAUUUUACCUGACCUGAUCAUUAUUUCUGCAGGAAACAUGGAUGUUCAAUACUCCUUUUUAAACUUUAUCCUGCAUAUGUUUGUACAAAAAUUGUCUUCAUCCUUGUGGUGCUUACUCAUCUGAGCCGUCUCCACAGUCCCCAUGCCUCUGCUUUUUCUUUUGUAGAGUAAGGCUUUUGCUUUUGCCUUAAGGUUUCCCUAGGGAAUUAACAGGUCUUUUCAUUUUGUACAGCUUUUGCAGCAUGGAUCAAACAUUGGCUUACUAUGCUAAUGUGUGAAGAGAAAAAAUUAUCUAAAGCAGGUGAGCUUUAAUGAACAAAUGUGUAUUUUCUCUGAGUUUGAUUAGGGUGUGUGUGGUUUUGUUUUUUUUUAUUUCAUAUGAAGAAAGUUUAAGUGCAGUUCUCACAGAUAUUAAAAAUUGCUACUCAUUCUUGAAAAGGUGCAAAUGUAAAAUUUAAAAAAUGAGUGGAAGCUAGAACCAUAAGAAAAAUGUUCACCAGUGGGUUCAUUAUUUUGGAUCUGGAACUUGGUUUUGUUUUUUAAUAGUGAUAAGAAUGUUGGAGUAACUUGGAAAGUUGUGGAAGAUGCUGUUAGUUUUACUUUAAAAUGAGAAUCUGGUGUUUUUGUAUUUUUUUUCAAUAAAACUUCUUAAGUGUUUUGGA
Molecule: messenger RNA, 4221 nt
Organism: Kogia breviceps (pygmy sperm whale)
Lineage: Eukaryota; Metazoa; Chordata; Mammalia; Artiodactyla; Physeteridae
Gene: CCDC117
Product: coiled-coil domain containing 117
Source: RefSeq, a predicted model, not a curated record